Messenger RNA from Prorocentrum cordatum, 487 nucleotides. Lineage: Eukaryota; Dinophyceae; Prorocentrales; Prorocentraceae. The record is from the annotation of a GenBank genome assembly.
CCUGGGGCUGCUGGUCGCGAGCCUGAUGCGCCGUCUGCCGCGGCGGCGGCCAGGGCGGCGCGUCGGCGAGGGCGCCGACGUCGACGUGCUGCUCGACGUGCUGCUGAUGCGCCUGCUGCUUGACGAGUGGGCCGACGCGCCCGCCGCUGCCGCGCCUUUGGCGCUGCCCGCGGCUGGUGCGCGGGUGCCCGCAGGUGCCGCUGUGGCGCCUUCCACUCGUGAGUCGACUGGAGCAGGGUUCGGUGGCGAGGGGGAGGGUGCCAUACCGCCCGCGGAGGGUGCGCCUGCGGCGCCUGCUGCUGCUGGCGCGGAGGUGGAGAGCGCCGAGGACGUGGCUUCGGUCAGGGCCGCGCUGAUCUCGGCGUGGGUCAACGCGCCCGGGGCCCCCGUGGCCGCUCUCCAGCCCCACUUCGUGGGCUGGCCCGUCGACCGCCUCCGCGCCUGUCUGGACCAGGCGGUGGAGGCGCCCGGUGCCGGCGCCCGGACG